AUGAACAAAUUUUAUAUUUAUGUUUGCCUUAUUGCCGUCUUUCUGGCAUUUAUCGUAGUGACCGAGGCCACUAAAGGAACAUCAACGGGAAAUGAGGAAAAGCCUGUUGAUUCUGACAGUGCGUCGUUGAUAAGGGAUUCGAGAGCUACUCGCGUUAAACGUUUUGGAUGGGGUUGUUGUGGUUGUGGCUGUGGAUGUUGCGGCGGAUUUGGCGGUAUAGGACUCUUUGCCUUUGGAAAAUAAACUGAAAAUUUUAAAAAGAAUAUAAAGGCAGAUAAAAUGAAUAGAAUUAGAAUAAAU
Molecule: messenger RNA, 300 nt
Organism: Meloidogyne enterolobii
Lineage: Eukaryota; Metazoa; Nematoda; Chromadorea; Rhabditida; Meloidogynidae
Source: the annotation of a GenBank genome assembly